Anopheles nili is the source of this 4691-nucleotide messenger RNA. RefSeq names its product RNA helicase aquarius. NCBI's taxonomy places the organism in Eukaryota, Metazoa, Arthropoda, Insecta, Diptera, Culicidae. Bases 1 to 4599 code for a protein of 1532 amino acids. The record is from RefSeq and is a predicted model, not a curated record. Gene Ontology annotation, molecular function: mRNA binding; helicase activity. Gene Ontology annotation, biological process: mRNA splicing, via spliceosome. The transcript is spliced from 5 exons. Gene Ontology annotation, cellular component: catalytic step 2 spliceosome.
AUGGCACCACAGGACGAAACGCAGUCGGUAUUAAAAGGAGCGAUUACAAUUUCUCAAAUCAACGCCGAUGAAAUAACAUUCCUUGCCAAUCGCUUUUGGGCACCGGACACAUCCGCUAGUCACGAGCCGUUCAGUCCUCGAAUAAUAGAGGAUAUUUAUCGUAAGGAGAUAUGUGACGCUCGGCAUUCGUUGCGACGAAUUAUGAUGCUGGAAUUUAGCCAGUACCUGGAAAACUACCUGUGGCCCAACUUUUCGGGUGAAAAAUCAACUCGUGCUCAUCUGAUGUCGAUAGUGGCGAUGGUGAAUGAAAAAUUUCGCGAAAAAGUGGAAGUGUGGAAAGUGUUUGAAAAGAAUAGUGAGCGUUUUGGUGAAUUUUUCCAGCGCGUGUUGGAAGCGUGCGUCGAAGAGGGCUCUAUAACGUCGCCCAUCAUGCGGGAACAAACGGCACUUCUGGUGUUUCUGAACCACUGCUUCAACAGCAUGGAAGUGGAGAUAUGCCGCAACCAGGCGAAGCGGCUCGUAUCGCUGGCCAUGUGGAGCUGCCUGCAACCGAAACGACGUGAGCAGGAGCUGAAUCAAAUACCCGAGUGGCGCAAGUUUUGGAAAAAGCUGCAGAAACGCGAGAACUCGGAAAGGAAAGCCACGCUGAGUUGGGAGCGCCAUUUUUUGCAGAAUUUAAUGAUUAAAUUCAUACGCAUUCUCGAAAGCAUUCCGAUAGAGGGGCCAGUCUGUGAAGAAACGGUGCGUUACUGUGAAAGGUUCAUAGAGUUUCUGAUCGAUUUGGAAGCGUUGUUACCUACCAGACGCUUUUUCAACACCGUUAUGGAUGAUUGUCACGUUGUUGUGCGCUGUUCCAUUUCGUCGCUUGUUUGUCGAGAAGAAGGAAAUUUGUUCGCCCAGCUCUUAGAUAUGCUGAAGUUUUACGCCCGGUUCGAAAUAAACGAUGAAACUGGGGAUCCCUUGACCGACCACGACAUGACGCAGCUACACUACGCUAAGAUCAAGUCCCUACAGAAGGCGGCCUUCGCCAAAUUUCCCAGCCUGCGGCUGUUCGCGCUCUCAAACGUGGCCACGGUCGAUACACGCGAGUCACUCGAGAAACACUUUGGGGCGCUGGAUUGCGACAGUCUGCGAGAGAUCGCACGCUACCUCAACCUGAUCCCACACGAGCUGAAGUCUCCGUUCGAGUGGCAUCGCGUGGAUGAACCGUUUCUGCGCGAGUUGCUCAUCUCCCGGCACGAACGGCGCGUGUCUCAGCUGGAGUCCCUCAACGAGAUGCCACUCUACCCGACCGAGGACGUCAUCUGGAACGAGAAUGUCGUCCCGACUGAGUUCUACUCCGGGGAGGGUUGUCUGGCGCUUCCGAAGCUGAACCUGCAGUUCCUAACCCUGCAUGAUUACUUGCUGCGGAACUUCAACCUGUUCCGGCUUGAGUCUACCUAUGAGAUCCGGCAGGACAUUGAGGACGCCGUCAGCCGCAUGUUGCCCUGGAAGUCUGAGGACGGUGACGUGGUGUUCGGCGGAUGGGCACGGAUGGCGCUUCCGAUCCAAUCCUUCGCCGUGGUCGAGGUGUCCAAGCCACAUAUCGGCGAAAAGAAGCCUUCCCGCGUCCGGGCCGAUGUCAGCGUGACACUGAACGUACGCAAGGAGGUACAGGAAGAGUGGGAGAACCUGCGCAAACACGACGUCUGCUUUCUGGUGACAGUGCGGCCAACGCAACCGAUCGGCACUAAGUACGACUACCGGGCGCAUUUCGUGCCACAGGUCGGGCUGGUGCACGUGCGAGGAUGCGAGAUCGAGGGCAUGUUGGAUGCAAACGGACGUGUCAUCGAGGAGGGUAUCGAACAACGGCCGCAGUUAGCUGGUGAACAACGGACGUUCCGGGUUUGGCUCGAUUCGAACCAGUACCGGCUGGAUAUGGAUGGGGCGACGUUGGCACAGGACGCUUCCGGCCAGGAGGACGUGUACGAGGGCUUCAACAUCAUUAUGCGCCGUAAACCGAAGGAGAACAACUUCAAGGCGGUGCUGGAGACGAUCCGCCAUCUCAUGAAUACUGAGUGCGUGGUGCCACCCUGGUUGCACGACAUCCUGCUUGGGUAUGGUGACCCUGGGGCGGCUCACUACAGCUGUAUGGCUGAGCAGGCGCGUGUGCUUGAGUUUAACGACACGUUUCUGGACUAUGGACAUGUGGCCGGGAGUUUCCCGGCUUAUGAAGUGGUGCCAGUGGAGCAGGAUGCAUCCACCACAAACCUGCAGCCACCGUUCCGGUUGACGUUCGAGGAUGUCCCCGAGCCAGAGGGGGGUAACGAGCGGUCGCUGUCGAAGCGUAUCCGGGUAGAACCGUACCGAGUGCCACGCCGUGGCCCGUACAAGUACAACGAACCGAAGAAGAAUGCGAUCCGAUUCACACCGACGCAGAUCGAGGCGAUCCGGGCUGGAAUGCAACCGGGACUGACGUUGGUGGUGGGUCCUCCCGGUACUGGCAAGACGGAUGUAGCUGUCCAGAUCAUCUCGAACUUGUACCACAAUCACCCGCAACAGCGCACGCUGAUCGUAACGCACUCCAAUCAGGCGCUAAAUCAACUGUUCGAGAAGAUCAUGGCGCUUGACAUCGACGAGCGGCACCUGUUGCGUCUUGGCCACGGUGAGGAGUCACUCGAGACGGAGAAGGAUUACAGCCGGUACGGGCGCGUUAACUACGUACUGUCGAAGCGUAUCGAUCUGCUGGGGCAGGUGCAACGGUUGCAGGAGUCCCUCGGAGUCACUGGAGACGUGGCGUACACGUGCGAGACGGCGGGACACUUCUACCUGUACCACGUGGUGGCCCGAUGGGAGAAGUUCCUGAGCGAGUUCGAGCGGACCGAGGAUGGAUUGAGCGAACAGACACCGGCGGAGCAGUUCGAGCGACACUUCCCGUUCGUGCGGUUCUUCCGAGACGCACCACAACCCCUGUUCAGUGGGACGACACACGCCGAGAACAUGGACAUCGCACACAGCUGCUUCCGGUACGUGUCGCAUCUGUUCGCCGAGCUGGAGGAGUUCCGAGCGUUCGAGUUGCUGCGUAGCGGACUAGAUCGCUCCAAGUACCUGCUCGUGAAGGAGGCGAAGAUCAUCGCGAUGACGUGCACACACGCGGCCCUCAAGCGGAAGGAACUGGUCACGAUGGGUUUCAAGUACGACAACAUCCUGAUGGAGGAAGCCGCUCAGAUACUCGAGAUCGAGACGUUCAUUCCGCUGCUCCUGCAGAACCCGAUGGACGGGUACAACCGGUUGAAGCGGUGGAUCAUGAUCGGUGAUCACCAUCAGCUGCCGCCGGUGAUCAAAAACAUGGCGUUCCAGAAGUACUCCAACAUGGAGCAGUCACUGUUCACGCGUCUUGUCCGGUUGGGCGUACCGACGAUCGACCUGGAUGGGCAGGGUCGUGCUCGAUCUAGCAUCUGCGAGCUGUACAAGUGGCGGUACGGUCGGUUGGGUGAUCUCGAUCACGUGCACCAGUGGCCGGAGUAUCGCCGGGGUAACGCCGGAUUCGCGUUCGAGUACCAGCUCGUGAAUGUGGAGGACUUUAACGGGGUGGGUGAAACGGAACCGAACCCAUACUUCUAUCAGAAUCUCGCCGAGGCCGAGUACGUGGUGGCGGUGUUCAUGUACAUGCGCUUGCUGGGCUACCCGGCGGAAAAGAUCUCCAUCCUGACGACGUACAACGGGCAGAAGCACCUGAUCCGGGACGUGAUCGAGUCGCGAUGCACCGCCAAUCCGAUGUUCGGUAAACCGCACAAAGUCACGACAGUGGACAAGUACCAGGGCCAGCAGAACGACUACAUUCUGUUGUCGCUUGUGCGCACCAAAACCAUCGGUCAUAUUCGGGACGUGCGGCGUCUCGUGGUGGCGAUGAGCCGUGCCCGUCUUGGGUUGUACAUCUUUGGGCGGGUGGCGUUGUUUAAGAACUGUGUCGAGUUGCAACCGGCCUUCCGGUUGCUGAUGAAUCGACCGCUUGAGUUGCAGCUGAGACCGGACGAAAAGUAUCCUGACGGCAAGAGUGUUGUCGUUGCGGAUGACGUACAUCCGGAACAGCAGGGUCAGGAAGCUGAAAGCAGCAAUUCGACCCAGAAAACGGUGAAGGACAUGACGGAGAUGGCGCAGUUCGUGUACCACAUGUACAUGCGCCAGGUGAACGUGAUCCGGGAGGAGAUGGAAAAAAUGAAAAGCCUGUUCGAGAAGCAGCGCAAGGAGCAGCAGCAGGAGAAGAUGGAGGAGCAGAUUAAAAUGGCCGAUGCGGAAGCUGAGGAAGCCGAAAGGCAGAAGCGGAUCGAGGCGGCAGCUAAGAAGUCUUUUACGGCGACACCAAUUCGGAACGAGAUAGCUGACGCGGGCGAACCGGUGGCAACACCGAGCGGACAAUCUCGGCGUGGCAAGAAAAGACCAGCUGCCGUAGAAGAGGAAGAACCGGAGAACCAGAGGCAGGAGCAGCAUGGGGACGAAGCUGAUACAACCGAGCAGACGGAUGAAUCCCAGGUGGAACAACCAAAGGUGGAUGAACAAGUGGAGGAACAGUCGAAGGAGUCACCGGCCGAAGAAAAGGAUACCCCCACCGAGGGUUAGGACAUGUGCUGUUGUAGGAUAUGCGUGCUUUUGGGUUGCAUUGUCGCCGGUGAACAAUUUGUAUGGAUAAAAUGUAUUCUUAAUUUGUAUCA